ACAACAUGUCGAGAUGUUGUAGAAUUUUGCAAGGAACCUGGAGAAGGCAGUUGCCAUUUAGCUGAAGUGUGGAGGGGAAGUGAGCGUCCUAUACCCUUUGAUCACAUGAUGUAUGAACAUCUUCAGAAGUGGGGGCCACGCAGGGAAGAAGUGAAAUUUUUCCUUCGACAUGAAGAUUCCCCAACCGAGAGCAGUGAGCAAGGUGGCCGUCAGACCCAAGAGCAGAGAACUCAGAGGAAUGUGAUAAAUGUACCUGCAGAGAAACGCACAGAAAAUGGCGUUGGAAAUCCACGUGUAGAACUUACCCUCUCCGAGCUCCAGGAUAUGGCAGCUAGGCAACAACAGCAAAUUGAAAAUCAGCAGCAAAUGUUGGUUGCCAAGGAGCAGCGUUUACAUUUCCUAAAGCAGCAGGAACGCCGCCAGCAGCAGUCUAUUUCUGAGAAUGAGAAGCUUCAGAAAUUGAAAGAACGAGUCGAAGCCCAGGAAAAUAAGCUGAAGAAAAUUCGUGCCAUGAGAGGACAAGUAGACUACAGCAAAAUUAUGAACGGCAAUCUGUCUGCUGAAAUAGAAAGGUUCAGCGCCAUGUUCCAGGAAAAGAAGCAAGAAGUACAGACUGCGAUUUUACGAGUUGAUCAGCUCAGUCAGCAACUGGAAGAUUUAAAGAGAGGCAAGCUGAGCGGGCUGCAGUCGUACAGUGGCAAGCUGGCAGGGCCGGCAGCAGCAGAGUUGAAGAGACUGUGCCAGGAGCUACAGAUUCGUAACCAGCUUAACCAGGAACAGACUUCAAAGCUCCAGCAGCAGAAGGAACUCUUGAAUAAACGCAACAUGGAGGUGGCCGUGAUGGACAAGCGGAUCAAUGAGCUGCGUGAACGUCUCUAUGGGAAGAAAAUUCAGCUGAGCCGUGUGAAUGGCACGUCGUCCCCGCAGUCGCCGCUGAGCACCCCUGGCAGGGUUGCUGCGGUGGGGCCUUACAUCCAGGUGCCCAGCGCUGGCAGCUACUCUGUCCCAGGGGACCCCAUAAAGCCCCAGUCUCUUACUAUUGCCUCGAGUGCUGCCCAUGGAAGAUCCAAAUCUGCCAAUGAUGGAAACUGGCCGACAUUGAAACAAAAUUCCAACUCUUCAGUGAAGCCCACUGGUGUGGACUGGAAGGACUCAAGCAUGGAGGGUCCUCUCAAGCAGGGGACGGUCUCCAGCCAGCCAACGCCCUUGUCAACUUUAGGAGCCACGGAGAAGCUGGGCGUGGAGAUGGGUAAAGUGCCACCCCCCAUCCCUGGUGUCGGCAAGCAGCUGCCUCCGAGCUAUGGCACGUACCCAAGUCCUGCACCCGUGGGCCCGGGCUCCACAAACUCCCUGGAGAGGAGGAAGGAAGGCAGCUUGCCCAGGCCCAGCGCCGGCCUGCCCAGUCGGCAGAAACCUACCCCACUGCCCCCCACGGCCAGCAGCCACCCACCAGGUUCCUCACAGCAGAUUCAGCAGAGGAUUUCUGUGCCUCCAAGUCCCACGUACCCACCAGCAGGGCCCCCUGCAUUCCCAGCUGGAGAUAGCAAACCUGAACUCCCGCUGACUGUGGCCAUUAGGCCCUUUCUGGCUGAUAAAGGGUCGAGGCCACAGUCCCCCAGGAAAGGACCCCAGACAGUGAAUUCAAGUUCCAUAUACUCCGUGUACCUCCAGCAAGCCGCACCUCCUAAGAAUUACCAGCCAGCAGUGCACAGCACCUUAAAUAAGUCUGUUAAAGCAGUGUACGGCAAACCCGUGUUGCCCUCCGGCUCAACGUCCCCGUCACCGCUGCCGUUUCUUCACGGGGCGCUGGCCCCAAGCACGUCGCAGCCCCAGCCACCUUCAGAAAGCACCGAGAAAGAGCCGGAGCAGGACAGCCCAGCCGCCCCCGGAGACGGCGGCACCAGCUCGGGCACCGUGGAGAGCCUGCCGCGGCCGCUCAGCCCCACCAAGCUCACACCCAUCGUGCACUCGCCGCUGCGCUACCAGAGUGACGCCGACCUAGAGGCCCUGCGCCGGAAGCUGGCCAACGCGCCGCGGCCCCUGAAGAAGCGCAGCUCCAUCACGGAGCCCGAGGGCCCCAGCGGGCCCAACAUCCAGAAGCUGCUGUACCAGCGCUUCAACACCCUGGCGGGGGGCAUGGAAGGCACCCCUUUCUACCAGCCCAGCCCCUCACAGGACUUCAUGGGCACGCUGGCCGACGUGGACAAUGGAAACACCACCAACGGGAACCUGGGAGAGGCCAGCCCUGCCCGGCCCACAGCCCCGCUCCCCGCUGAGCCUGCCCUGUCUUCGGACGCCAAUGACAACGAGCUCCCUUCCCCUGAACCAGAGGGCCUCAUCUGUCCCCAGAGCACCCACCAAACAGCUGAGCCUGCCGAGGAUGACAACAACAACGUGGCCACAGCCCCAUCCACAGAGCAGGUCCCCAGCCCUGGGGCCGAGGCCCCCUCACCAGGGGAAGACCAAGCCCCCCCAGCACUGCCCCCCGCUGUGCCCCCACCAGGAGCCUCUACGCAGAGCAAACGGACCAACCUGAAGAAACCGAACUCAGAGCGGACGGGGCACGGGCUGAGAGUCCGGUUCAAUCCCCUGGCACUGCUCCUAGACGCUUCUCUGGAGGGAGAGUUCGACCUGGUGCAAAGGAUCAUCUAUGAGGUGGAAGACCCUAGCAAGCCCAACGACGAAGGGAUCACCCCCCUACACAACGCCGUCUGCGCCGGCCACCACCACAUUGUGAAGUUCCUGCUGGACUUUGGGGUCAAUGUGAAUGCCGCCGACAGCGACGGCUGGACACCGCUGCACUGCGCCGCCUCUUGCAACAGCGUCCACCUCUGCAAACAGCUGGUGGAGAGUGGCGCCGCCAUUUUUGCCUCCACCAUCAGUGACAUUGAAACUGCUGCAGACAAGUGUGAGGAGAUGGAGGAAGGCUACAUCCAGUGCUCCCAAUUCCUGUACGGGGUGCAGGAGAAGCUGGGCGUGAUGAACAAAGGAGUGGUGUACGCUCUGUGGGGCUAUGAGGCCCAGAACAGCGAUGAGCUGUCUUUCCACGAAGGGGAUGCCAUCACCAUCCUGCGGCGCAAGGACGAGAGUGAGACCGAGUGGUGGUGGGCUCGCCUUGGGGACCGGGAGGGCUACGUGCCCAAGAACCUGCUGGGGUUGUAUCCACGGAUCAAACCCCGACAGCGAACGCUAGCCUGAACUUCCCUUUGGAGCACUGCACGGGCUUGCCAGCCGAGGAGCCACCAGAGAGACCGCUGUUUCUCCAGAAAAGCUGAAGCUAGACAUGGUUUAUAAUGGUGCUCACUUCAGCAGACAGCAUCCACAAUGUGAAAUUCCUGCAGUUUCUAGGUGAGGCCCUUUCUUCAGUUUGCCCAUAACUGGGAGAGGUACUUUUGCCUCCAAGAAGACUGAAUUUUGCCAAUUACUGUAAAUCCAAAUAAAUAUCCAGCUUUCUAAACAAUUGUCCCUGUUGCCAGUAAGAAUCCCUGAAAUUUCCCUGGUUGGUUGCCAAUGAAGACGAACCCUCUUACUGACUUGGCCCCAAGGCCGUCCCUCGUUCUCGAUGUCACCCCCACCCCAACACUGAAAACUUGCAACCGCAGUCAGGUGUGCCCCCUGCUCGAGCCCACCCUGUCACUGGAAGUCCUGGCACCCCACCGCCCUUCCCACCCUCACCACGUGCAUCUCUUCCUUCCCCUACCAAAGGGGCCUCUGUAUGGAAACUUCUGUCAGUGGUGGUGCUUGGUGCGUGUGUCCCGGGCAUUGGUGUAGGUCACCUACAUAAAGGCUGGUGGUGCUGGGCUGGACCAGCACAGUGCAGGCGCCGGGGCCCUUAAUCAGGAGCCUCCAGCCAGCACCCUGCCUUCCCUGCAGCCUCUUGCUGCUCAGGU
Neomonachus schauinslandi (Hawaiian monk seal) is the source of this 3890-nucleotide messenger RNA. It is a transcript of the gene PPP1R13B, whose product is annotated as protein phosphatase 1 regulatory subunit 13B. NCBI's taxonomy places the organism in Eukaryota, Metazoa, Chordata, Mammalia, Carnivora, Phocidae. Gene Ontology annotation, molecular function: p53 binding. Gene Ontology annotation, cellular component: nucleus. The record is from RefSeq and is a predicted model, not a curated record. Gene Ontology annotation, biological process: regulation of apoptotic process. The coding region runs from base 106 to 3198 and encodes 1030 amino acids. The transcript is spliced from 16 exons.